Anolis carolinensis (green anole) is the source of this 2412-nucleotide messenger RNA. It is a transcript of the gene cntd1, whose product is annotated as cyclin N-terminal domain containing 1. Gene Ontology annotation, biological process: reciprocal meiotic recombination. Lineage: Eukaryota; Metazoa; Chordata; Lepidosauria; Squamata; Anolidae. The coding region runs from base 926 to 1978 and encodes 350 amino acids. The record is from RefSeq and is a predicted model, not a curated record. The transcript is spliced from 8 exons. Gene Ontology annotation, cellular component: site of double-strand break.
UAUAUUUCUAUUAUUUUUCUAUUAUUAUAAUACGUUAUUAAUUUUUUUAGUAUUCUAUUCACUGAGCUCUUUGCUUAAGCUAAACUUAAUUUAAAGCCAUACACAAGGGAAUGUCCACUGUGAAUCACAUCGGGCAGUAAGGAAAAUUUACAGUAAAGAGAUACAAAUUCAAGACCUUAAAGUAGAACCUUCCAAACACUUCACUUUUUAGAGAUGCAUCAUUUCAGAGCAGAGUAAUUCAGUUUCACUAGCAGACCGGAGGUUAAACCAACCCCUUAUUAGAGAUACGGACACAGACAUGAAAUAUAGGGGGGGGGGCGCACACCAUAUCUUAUAAAAACCUUUCAUUCAUAUUUUAAAAACAAUAUGAUUUGUAAUAUAAUAACAUACAUUUUCAAUAUUUUUGUCAUUUCUGGUUUGCAUGACACAUCUACACAUUGCAGCCAACACAAACCUGUAAUGACACAUAAUUUGGAAAGCUCUGCCUUAUAGGCCGUAAAGGUCUCCAGAAGGAUCUAGAGCAGGCAUGGGCAAACUAAGGCCCAGGGGCCAGAUUCGGGCGCUUACCUCAGGCCCUCCUAAUUUUUCCUGUCCUCUUGGCAUAAAGAUGCUGCGGCCUGCCCUUUGGAUCACUCUCAACCACUAAAUGUCUUUCUCUCUUGGCAUUAAGAUGGUGCAAGUGGCACUGUCUUAUGCUGGGAGGACGGCUUAAGCACGGCUUGAGGAAGGCAUUAGGUUGUAAAACAUGUUUUGAUGUUUUGGUGCUUAAUUUGUAAAAUCAAAAUGUAAUUUAAUAGGCUUUUCCUUAAUCCCUCCUUAUUAUCCAACAUUUUCGCUUAUCCAACGUUCUGCCGGCCCAUUUAUGUUGCAUAGGUGAGACUCCACUGUAUAUGUAUGAAGGUGGUUCUUAUCUGGAGAUUGUUGGAUGACAAAUUCCAUUGACAGCACACAUAGAAUCAUAGAAUGGAAGAUCAUCACACAAUGGAAGAUCAUCAGAGGUACUAUCCAACCAGAUCUGGAGAGGCUUCUCAAAGUUUUCAGGGCUUUAAAGGGUGUUGGUGCAACAGUUAAGAUGUGCUCACCUGCACAGCUGGCAGCCAGGUACCGCUCUUCAGAGCCUGUCUUUGGAGCCGUGGCUCCUGGGAUUAUACAAGAUGCUUUGCUUCACAUGGCGAGGGAGAAUGAGCAGUCCUUGAGUAAGCUCUGCAGUGAGGCAGGCAGCUUUAAGGAGACCAAGACAGUGGAAUUCGUGUUUCUUUUAUCUGAAAAAUGGAACCUGACUGAAACGGCAAGAUACCAAGCGAUAGAAAUAUUUGAAAGGUUCAUGCUCACACUUAUUAAAGAGCUCUUCCAUUGCACCAGAGCAAAAGGAGAAGAUUGCAGUUGGACCUCAGUGAAACAGCAAAUUGAGGGCAUAUACGUGUUGCGCCUAGUUUCUUCCAUUCAACUUGCCAGCAAGCUCUCUUUCCAUUACAGUAUUGUUAAUAACAACAUGGUUUUGAAGUUUCUGAAGUCCGUGGGUUACUCUUAUACCACAGAAGAACUGCUGGAAUCUGAACUGGCUAUUUUGAAGGCUCUGCAUUUUCAGAUCAAUGUCCCAGCCCCUUUUGCUUAUGUUGAAAUGCUCCUGGAGGUUUUAGGAUACAAUGGUUACUUACGCCCCACAAAAGAGCUACAGGAGAUGUGCAGAAAUUUGCUGAGCUUAGCAUACCUCUUAAGGAGCAGCAUUUAUGACACUUUGCUGAAGUCAGCAAUCGAAAAUUCAUCUCCAAGUGAGCUCCAGCUAGCUGAGUUUGUAUCUGUAAAGGAAGAUCUCAUGCUCCUGGCUGUGGGAGUCAUUGGUGCAAGCUCUUUCCUGCUGAACCCUGAGGGCUGGAAUCAGGUUGUGGAGUACCUUGGUGACACCACUGGCAUCAGUCUGCAGAGCAUUGUUGAGGCAGUCUAUGCAAUUCUGAAGCACAGCAUGGAUGACUGCUAGAAUCCCCUUCUUCCUGAGACUGAGGCAAUAUACUACUGGCAUCAGGCUGUGUUUUACUGUACUCCUCAUGAAUAUGGAGCUCUUAGAAAUUAUUUUUUUUACAGAAGCAAACAGCAUUCGCAGUUAUAGUUUAAAAUGUUCAUUGCUUUCUCACAGGCUUAAAUUUUCUUUUGUUAACCUUUUAUGGGUAGAUAUUUUAAAGGAAGUCACCUCUAACCCUGCCCAUAGGUGGAGAUCAGUUUUAUUUUUGUAAGCAGUGAAGUAUUGAGUGCUUGGGAGGAGAAAAAAAAUUUAAUCUGCAUAUUUUGUGUUUUCUGAAAGCUUUGUUGGAGGAAGAAGUCUCAGUAUGGAUGAAUUCGUUUAUAAGGGAACUAUUAUAACUAUUUCCAUGUCUGUCCCUUAUGAAUAAAGAUACUGUGUUUUUCUGAAAGAAA